GACUUCAUAAGACUGUUGGAAACCACAAGAGAAGCACGUCACCUCGAACAAUCCACUGAGAUGGGGUUUUAAACAAGCGAAGCAGACAUGUUCCGCCUAGAAGACAUUUCUGCAGUCAUUGAACACUUAUUUUAAUACUUAACGCUUGUUAUUUGUGAAUUACCUCUCAUCGAUAUUUUUCCUUUCCUUUUCUUAUCGGACUUUUAUUCACUCUCAGUCUGUGUGGGCAGCCGAAAUGAAGAAUCCGCAUCUAAUCAAUAGUCACUGCAAGAUCCUAAAUUCGGUGUCUAGAGACAGGAAAUUCAAACGGAAAGCGAGAGAUCCCAUUAAAUGUGUCAGUGACGGAAAUUUACAUUACUUUAAACUGUACAAGAACUCGCAUCUCGUGGACGAGACCCUGGGAAAUAACAGUGUAAAGGAGUCGCACGAUGUGGAAAUAAUCGCACCGAGGGAUGACAGCAUCGGACACGAUAUUUUCAAUAGCGCUCUCGAUAUGAGAAUUAACACCGGGAUUACUGGAGACAUGUCAGACUCGAAACAGAGGUCCAGCUCCGACAAGACAGUCCAAAACAAAAUAGCUAAAACAAGCACAGACGUUUCGGGUUUGAGCAGUCAACAGGUUUUUGAGUUGUCUCAGCGCGCAGUCUCACAGGCGCCUACAGGCAGCGACAGGAGCGAGUCCGCGGAAUCACACAGGAAACGCGCGGGAGAGUCGUCUGGCGUCGUCACGGAGAUCAAAGCCAUUCAGCAGACGCGCAGGCUACUAGCGAACGCGCGAGAGAGGACGCGGGUGCACACCAUCAGUGCAGCCUUUGAGGCGCUCAGAAAGCAGGUACCCUGCUACUCUUAUGGGCAGAAGCUUUCCAAGCUGGCUAUAUUAAGAAUAGCUUGCAACUACAUACUGUCCCUAGCUCAGCUUGCAGACCUGGACUAUUCCCCAGACCACCGCAAUAUGAGCUUCAGAGAGAGUGUGGAGCAGUGCACUCGAACUCUACAGGCCGAGGGACGCUCCAAGAAGAGGAAGGAAUAAAAUGAAGUAUUCUGUGGCUUUGAAGAGAGAAGGACCUCAAUCCAUUAUAAAAUGAAGACACUAUACCCAUGAAGAAGCAUCCUGCAAUUUAAUUACCGGUAUCUAAAAUCAUGCCAUGUGCCAAUCACUAAUGAAUCUAUCAAGACUUCAUGAAUUCAUCUUUCUUGAAAAUCUCUUCAUAUAAUUAUAUUAUUCUUCAUUCAAUGAAAUAUACUAUAUACAUUGAUGUAAAUGGCAAAUAACUUUAACAUUCAUCAGCUGCUUUAGUUUAUGUUAAUCUAGGAAACUGAACCAUUAUGAGAUGUGGUUUAGUCAGCCAGGUUCCAUGCCAAGUUUUAGGGUACGUUUACACAACAACGAUGUACUUUUUUAAAGUUUCGCGUACAGAUGACAAUGUUGUCAAUACGAUCCCUGUUCACACGGAUUUUGUCUGGAUGGACGAUGAGGUUGCUUUAUUACUACAAGUGACUCUGGACUAUAAAGCAUGGCACCUUUUUAAGGACUGCAACUGGUGAUCUCAAGUUGGUCUGUUCGCCCUGGAGGUAAGGACGAAGUUCUCGAAGUUCAUGCCUAUAGACUGAACAUGUAAUACACGUGCACAUGACGUCAUAAUUUUCACAAAUUUGCACUUUGAAACCCGUUUUCAAAAAACGCUUUUUAGUUUUCAGGCCCCAAAACGCUGUUGUCGUGUAACGAACAGCCAAAAUGCAUAAAAAGUUUCGGUUUUUAGUUAAAAACGUUGUCUUGUAAACGGCCCCUUAGUCUGUAUCAGGAUCAUUUACUAUUUGACUUGUAAAUGAGGUGUCAUACAAAGAUACAUUUACAUAUAUAGAACUUUGUUUUGGGUAAAUAAACCAGUCAGUUCAAUCAGAAAAAACUUGUCAAUGUAAUAAGAGAUAGCUAAAAAUAAAAUAAUAAAUACAAUAGCAAGCAGUAUAGUGGCAAGAAAAAGUAUGUGAACCCUUUGUAAUUAGCUGGUUUUCUGCAUUAAUUGGUCAUAAAAUGUGAUCUCAACUUCAUCAAAGUCACAAGUACAGACAAACACAAUGUGCUUACACUAACAACACACAAAUAACAUCUCUAAUGUAUUUAUUUAACAUCUCCCAUUAAACAUUCACAGUGCUGUGGAAAAAGUAAGUGAACCCUUAUAUUUACAGCGAUAACCUCAACCAAGCGUUUCCAGUAGCUGCGGAUUAGACCUGCACAAUUUUCAGAAGGAAUUUUGGAUCAUUCUUCUUUACAGAACUGCUUCAACUCAGCCAUAUCAUUAGGAUGUCUGGUGUGAAUGGCUCUCUUGAGGUCAGUCCACAGCAUCUCUAUUGGGUUAAGGUGUAGGCACUGACUUGGCCACUCCAAAAGGUGGAUAUUCAUUUUUUGAAGCCCUUCUGUAGUGGAUUUACUUCUAUGUUUAGGGUCAUUGUCCUGCUGCAUCACUCACUUUCUACUGAGCUUCAGCUGGCGCACAGCCACCCUGACAUUAUCCUGUAGGACAGUGGUUCCCAACCCUGUUCCUGGAGGCCCCCAACAAUUGCAUAGCUCUACUAGCGAAAUAAUGAGUUGAAUCAGGUGUGUUUGAUUAGGGAGAUAUACAAAUUGUGCAGUGUUGAAGGUCUCCAGGAACAGGGCUGGGAACCACUGCUGUACGAUAUCUUGAUAAAUUUGAGAAUUAAUUUUCCCCUCCAUGAUGGCAAGCGGCCCAGACCCCGAAGCAGCCCCAAAUCAUGAUACUGCCUCCACUGUACUUCAUUAUUGGGAUGAUGUUUUUUAUGUUGGUUUGCGUUGCCCUUUUUAAGCCAUACAUAGUGCUGCGUGCUCUUCCCAUACAAAUCAACCUUAGUUUCAUCAGUCGACAUAACAUUUUCCCAGUAGUGUUGUGGAUUGUCAAGGUGGCAUUUUGCUAACUUCAGGCAUGCAGCUAUGUUUUUGUUGGAAAGCAGCAGCUACAUUUGUGGUGUCCUGCCAUGGACACCAUGACUAUUUAAUGUUUUCCAUAUUGUAGACUCAUGAACCAAGAUGUUAACCAGUUCUAAUGAUUCCUUCAAAUCUUUAGCCAUCUUUCUAGGGUUCUUUACCUUAUUCUGCGGUGUGCCCUUUGAGUCAUCUUGGCUGGAUGGCCACUUCUAGGGAGAGUAGCCACAGUACUAAACAUCUCCAUUUAUAGACAGUUUGUCUAACUGUGGACAGAUGAAUUUCUAAGCUCUUGGAGAUAACUGUGUAACACUUUCCAGAUAUAUGCAAAGCAACAAUUCUGGAUUGUAGGUCUUUUGAGAUCUCUUUUUUUAUGAAGCAUGGUCUACGUCAGCCUGCGAUGGACUGGCGACCUGUCCAGGGUGUCCCCCGCCUUUCGCCCAAUGUUAGCUGGGAUAGGCUCCAGCCCCCCGCGACCCUGUACACAGGAUAAGCGGUUGACGAUGGAUGGAUGGAUGGAUGGUCUACGUCAGCAGAUGCUUCUUGUGAAUAGCAUACUAAAAACAUUUCAGUGCUUUUUACAAGUCAAAGUAGCUCUAAACCACACCUCCAAUCUCGUUUCAUUAAUUGGAUGCCAGGUUUGCCAUCUCCUGACUCUAAAUAGCUUUUCUAUUUUUGGUUAGAUUUUUGUCAUUAGCAUAGGGGUUCACAUACUUUUUUCAACCUACACUGUGAAUGUCUGAAUGAUGUAUUUGAUAUUUACAAGAAUACAAUCAAUUGUGUGUCAUUAAUUAAAACAUUAAUUUGCUAGAAUUUUGUUAUGAAAUUGAAAUGCAUAAAUCUUAUAUAUAUAUAUAUAAAUAUAUUGUAUAUAUUGAGUAUAUGAAGUCAAAUAUAUGGAUCCCUAAUUAAACAUAAUCCCGAUAUGUAAUAUAAUUUAAUAAACAUUUUCUUCCAUCUUUCCAGUUCAUGUAAUAUAAAACAUGAUUAGCAAUAGUAACACGUCAGAUGUAGUUCACAUAUUACCCUAGUUUUGUUUAGUUUAAAAAUGAUACCAAAUAUUACAUUGCUAGAUUUUAUGGAUAUAGAAUAGCUUUAUAUAUGUACAUAUUUCCUUCACAGAAAUAUCUCUAUAACCUUCAUCUUUGGUCAUCAAGAGCAAUGUUUCAAGAAUUUUAUUUACAAAGCAAAUUCUUAGAUUUUGGCCAGCAUUAAUUGACCAUUAGGAGUACAUAUGUACUAAAUACUGCUCUAUGUCUUAUAACCAACAUAGUCUCAUGACAUCUCAAAAUAAUUAGUAUGAAAUGGCUUAAUCGUAAGAUAUCUUAUGACCACUGAUACGAAAAGUUUACAUUUAUUCCCAUACAGACCAACCAAACAACAAACUGAAUUUCAAAUCAAUACAAUACAGGCAUCCAAUUUUUGCUAUCCUCCUAUUCAAUACUUUAUUUUAAGAAAGGAAAUGUCAGUUAACUAAUUUGACUACUCAUUGCUUAUGCAAUACAAAUGACUGAUGCACCAAUAACCUGUAAUACGGUUUCCUCGUGUAGUUCUGAAGGUCGAUGUUUUCUUUCUUCCAGGGUACACAAAAGAUUUGUUCUUAUUCAAAUCUUUGUUCGGUUUAGGGUGUGAGCAGGGGGUUAGACUUUAUGGUUAGGUUUAGGUGUGGGGUUAAUAUUGUUUGUUGGUUUAUUUUUCACUAUUAGUGUUAAAGUUGUAUGUUUUAGUGUAUAUUUCUUAUGAUUUCCCCAUCUUGUACUGUUAUUAUGACUUGUCAUGAGACAGGGUUGCUUAUAAAACAUUAUCUGCAAACAAGAAAUUUGAAACAUCUCUCUGAAAAAUAAAAUCUAAUGGUCUAAUGCACAGUCUAAUGUAUUUCACACAAAACUGCAAUGCAAAUUACAAUCAAAUUGCAGAACUGUAUAUUAUCCAUAGUUUUCAGAAUUGUGUUUGUUCUUAGCCAGAAUAAGAUGCAAAAUGGACCAGACUGUAUGCUGAUGCAAUGCAAAACUAACCAUGAUCUAUCACCUUUAACUUUUGAGCCAGGCUUUUAACCCCAUGUUGUUCUAGAGGGAUUGUCCCUUUAUUAAGCAUACUGUAAUUUGCUUUGGAUAAAACCAUAUAUUAAAACAACUAUAGUACGUAUUUAAAGAGGAAGCCUCCUCCCACUGUUCUUCCUCGUCUACUUGCUCCACUACAUGAAGAAACAUCCAGUUCCACGUAGUGAAUCACCAGAUCCUCCUGUCCACUCUUUCUCUGAAACUGCACAUCAUUUGGUUUGAGAGUGACUUAAUUUAAUUCUGUUACUAUCACACAAAGUGAUUAAAUGGCUUUAAAAGACAUAGAUAGAGUGCCUGGGUUGCACUGACGUGCGGUCUGGGUAGGCAAACUAGGCACUGCCUACCCUGCCAAAAUUCAAAAAUAAAAUGUUUAUUAAAUAAUAAACUUGUAUUUGUAUUUUUACUUUUUAUUCUUGUGAUUUAUAUAUGCAAUAUGUGUGUUAUUCCAGUUGUUUAGACGUUAUGAUGACAAAUGUAGCAGUUACGCAUAAUCAACUAAAAACAAAUGGUAGAAUAAGCAGUGCUUUUACGGUCCAUUCAUUGCAGACGACAAGCGGAAAACCCAUGUUGCGCAUGCGCACUUCGAUCCUGUAUUCUUUAACAUGUACGGCAAAAAGCACAAUUCUACUGUGCCUUUUGACGUAAAUAUGUUAUGCCUGUAAUCAUCUCCGUUACGUAUCAGACAUGGACCAAUUAAAAUCGAGAUAUUCAUGGACAUUUGCGUAGCUAACGUCAUUACACCACAGCUAGCGUACAUGCCUAAUCCCCGCCAAAUUCAAAAUCAAAAUGACAGCACCGGCCGUAAUCACGGAAUUAAGAAUUUUUUCCAAGCUCGAUUUUAAUUCCAAAUAUCAGUUAAUUGCACGAGGGAGGUCUACGCCAGCCUUAGAUUGACUAGUACAGCAAAAGGGCACAAAAAUUAUCCGAUCAUUUCAAACUGAUUGGUAUGUAAGAAAAGAUUGGCUAUGUGGCUGUGCUAACAAUCAGCGGCUGUACUGCUAUCCCUGCCUGCUUUUUUCAACCAGUCAAACUGUUUGGACUUCAGCGGGAUAUUGUGAUUUGAACAACCUGCCCGCAGCUUUAACCAAGCAUGAAAAGUCGUCAGCUCACAUCCAGUGUCAAAUUACACUGAAAACCUUUGGAAAAUCUCUGACCGACCUUGCACUUGACGAGCAAAGGAAGCUGUAUAUAACCUACCACAAUGAAAAGGUAAAGGAUUGUUGUAUUGUAUCUUCUGUUAUAAAGAUGAAGAUUGCACAUAAAAAAAUAAGCACAUAAUGUUGUAAAAAAUAAACAACUUAUGUUCUGUUAUAUGUUCUGUGUUUUGACUACUGAAUUUUGUAUAUUAAUAUCUAAUGAAGAUAUAUUAACAAAAUCGUAUAUAUUAUAUAUAACACAUAUAUAAAAUACAUACAUUUCUUGAUAUGCCGCGCUUGUGCGUAACGUUCACUGUGUGUGUGUGUGUGUGUGUGUGUCUGUGAGAGAGAGAGAGAGAGAGAGAGAGAGAGAGAGAGAGAGAGUACACGAUAUACAUCCUGAUUUUUUUUACAUUUUUUUUUUUAUUGACAAAUAAUUCAUCCUGAUUUUUACAUUUCUUGAUAUGCCGCGCUUGUGCGUAACGUUCACUGUUAUUACGUAUUAUUAGCUUAAACAAUAAAUCAGGUAAUCUGGCUUUCAUAACUCAGUGCCUAGCCUCUUUAAGACAUCACCGCACGUCACUGCUGGGUUGCAUAUUGAUAACUUUUACUUUGGAAGUUUGAUAAAGGGAAGAAUACAUAUUAAACCACUGUUUAACUGUUUGCUUGCACUAUAUGGCAAAUAAACCAUGUGAAGACUUUUUCUGAGUGAACUAUUACUUUAAGUGUGAUGACGGGAUCUGCAGUGACGUCAUCACAGCCGCGCUAACCGGACUGUAUAUUUACUCAUACAUCAUGUUUUCGUUUACUGUUUUUUCUUUGGUACACACAAUUCUUUUCACUGUUUAUUCGUGUUAGUUUUGGUACAAGUUCCCUUCAAAACCCGCUGCUAUAUCAAGGUACUCUCAUUUCUGGAUGUAGUUGUUUGUGUAUGCUCAUUCAUAGGUGCACACAUCUAUGGGUAUCUCAACUCACUACAUCCCAUUCAUUCAUGCAAUAGUUUACAACUCCCCAUUAAUCACACAGAUACAUGUUUUGUUACAUAUACUUUUACAAUUAUUAUUUUAACUCAACAUUUAAUCAGUUGCAACGUGUUUUAGGAUAAGGGGUAGUCCAUUUUACCAGUAGGGGGAGGCGUUGCGUGUAUUUUUGCCUUUGAGUUAGUGGUGUAGUUUAGAUUGUGUAAUUAAUUCAUUAUGUGUAAAGUAUUUUUCAGUUUUUUGCACUUUAUGUAUAAAUGAGCACCCUUACCAUUGAUCACAAUAAAACGCAUUUUUUGAUUAUUCCUGUGAAUCCUGGGCCAUCAUAUCUCCUCCCCUUGACACACGUAUAUGACAAAGUGUCCAAUUAAUUUCUGAGGUCACUGUAUAUAUUUAACCUACACAAAAUACAAUAAUAAGACAACACCAAUAAGACUGAUGGCACUAAACAUAGUUAUCCAAUGUUAUGAUCUGGCCAUAACAAGACAUGGAAAAAACAUACCUUCUUUCUUCCAAGUAAAUCAUUUCAACCUAACACGGUCUAAAUCACGUCUCAGACAUUUAAUGGCGUAUAUGACGUAACCAAAUCAAAACCAUUUGGAUUGGGCUUUAAGUGUACACAUUAAUCUUUAAACAUUAGAAAGCAUCUGUGUUAUUUCAUUUGCAAAUAUAAAUGCAUUAAACUACUCUUUGCACACAGGAAGACUGAAGAUUGUUUAUGCCAGCUGGUCUUAACCGCAGUUCAUUCAGCUCAUUACAGUUCCUCAAACAGUUUCGGAAGCC
Xyrauchen texanus (razorback sucker) is the source of this 7897-nucleotide messenger RNA. Its product is annotated as transcription factor atoh8-like. The transcript has 3 exons. NCBI's taxonomy places the organism in Eukaryota, Metazoa, Chordata, Actinopteri, Cypriniformes, Catostomidae. Gene Ontology annotation, molecular function: protein dimerization activity; DNA-binding transcription factor activity. Bases 236 to 1030 code for a protein of 264 amino acids. The record is from RefSeq and is a predicted model, not a curated record.